AUGGAUUCCAACCUACUAAAUAAAUAUCACCAAUUCCAGCUACAAAAUACUGAUGAACAAUUCGAGCUACUUAAGGUGUCUUGCAACUAUACGGCAACAGUAUACCUAUUUCAUUGGAGGAAGUUGGUAUACAAGUUAGAUAACCAAAACCUGUACAGCAAACCUAUGCCAUGGAUUGGGAUGUAUAUAGCGUUUGCAUCUCUGUUAUGCAUCUUUGCAAUGAUGGCUGAUUUAUUACAUGGUUUGCGAAACAGAAAGCUCUGGUUUCCGUGUAAAUACUUUACCCUGAAUGCUGCCUCUCUCACUGUGAUAGCUGUUGCAAUAAAGUUACCCAUGGAUCUAACUAAUUUAAUGCCAGCAAGUGUGGACAUAACAGCAAAGUUUGGAAGUAUGUGCUUUAUGUGCACCAUGAUGGCUAAUUUAUUGCCUUCUCUAGCAACCAUGAAUAGCAAGGAACUUGUUGCAAACAUCAUAGCGUUGGUUGUUUUGGUAAUCACCUUGGUUGGUAAUGUUUGCAUUCAAAUACACACAGGAAUUCUCGACUAUUAUGAAGACGAUUAUGUGUUCCCUGAGACUUCUGGUUAUGCAUACGUAAAUUUCCAUCCAAGUGGUUCUUCUGCCCUCAUUUCUGUAGUUACUUUACUCAUGAUGCUGAUAAUAUAUGUGUGUUCAUCUUUAGCAAUUCUAAAGUCCAAACAGAUUCUAGAAACAAAAUACCAAGCGUCUCAUCAAACAACUUUAAUGGAUCAAGAGCUUCAACAACCAGGAAGAUUAUUAACUGUUGAGAAGCUGAAGCAGCAUGUGAGCAACUACUGGGUCAUGGCGGAAACAGGAAGCCCUCAAUUUAUGACAGCUUGCUUUGCUACAACCUCUGCUGCUGGGGUAAUAUGUGCUUUAAGCAGUGGCUUACAUACUUCGUUUGUGAUUGUUAAUUUUAAAAAAAUAGCAGAGCAUAAAUAUAAUUCGGAUUAUAGGUGGUCGAUGCCAGUGAUUUUCAUGAUACAAUUUAUCGGAGUGAUACUGGGUACAAUUGCCCCAGUGGCCAGAUGUUUUGCAGCCUUAAGAUUUAAGUUGUCAGUAAAAUGGAUUUGGAAGCAAGUCAACGUCUGUAAAGUAGAGAGCUACUGGACUCAGAAAUUAUAUGAUUGGAAACAGAGUAACAUAACAUUCCUAUCCAGUAGCCGCAACUGCAAGAUUGUUAUCCAGAAUUUAAAAAUCCUAAGUCUCAGCACUUUUAUAGGAUUUCAGAAGACAGUCGUGGUAGCAUGCAAGAUCAUAACAACGAUUCCAAUUUUCUUUGUGAUAUGUGUCGUGUAUUGUCUCCGUUGUUGGAAGUGGUUAAAGGCCAUGUUUAGCGCCUCAAGCAUCAUGCCGGGACAAAAUCCUGCGCAACUAGGAAAAGAUAAAGAUUUAAGACGGUAUGUUUUGCAACUUGAAGAUGACAUUGACUUUGCUGAGAGAACGUUAAAAAGCAUUUCAAAAUCUGUGAAUCGCCUGAUCCGAAAGGCUGAAAAACAACAACCCAACAAUCUUAUGAAGCUUCUUGCAGAAUCUAGCGGUUUUGAAGGAGUUGAAAAGUUUGACAGCCAGCAUGUUCCGCCUUUACUUUCAAAAGAAUAUCUCAAUUGUUGGAGCUUGGCAUUGGUAACUCUGACAACCAUCGCCAUGUCUCUUCCUAACAUCCAAAAGAACCUACUCGACUGCUUGCUGAUUACGGGUGUUAGGGAAGGUCUUGUAUAUGUCACAUUUGUGGAAGAAAGCCUCAAUGCUUCUGAUGACCAUGUAUGCAUUCAAAAGGCGGCUAAAAAAUUGUGGCUAGAAGUUGAUAUCUACCACAAAUGGUUAGGAAACAAGCUGCAAAACCAUGAUCCUCAAGUGAAGAAAGCAGGACAGAUUCUUCAAUGGCUAAGGGAUACAGCUAAAAACAUGGUUAUUGAGAUGAAAGGUACAAGUAAUGGAGUUCCAGAUGAUAAUUCCAAAUGCAAGUGCAUUUCUGCCAAUUCAAUGUAUCGUAUCACCGAAACAAUCCUACUUUCCUACCACUCCAACAUUGACCAGCUUAGCCAAGAAGAGCUAUUUGUGCAGUUAUCAUUGAUGAUUGCUGAUAUAUUGUCUGCAUGUCUCACCAACUUACCCCACGUCAUAUUAAUGAAAUGCCACACAAGUGCCAUAGAAAAAAGGGAGGCUAGUAUCCAAGCUGCAGCUCAGCUUCUCGGUGAGACUACACAGAUAAUCAACACCCUUCAAGAACGUGAACUUCCAAGUUUGAGUUCAGCCGAGUUGGCAUCUAUUGAGAAGUGGCGUGCUUACUUAAUGGAUUCGCAUUCCUUAAAAAUCAUUUCUGUUUUUUGA
Lactuca virosa is the source of this 2352-nucleotide messenger RNA. NCBI's taxonomy places the organism in Eukaryota, Viridiplantae, Streptophyta, Magnoliopsida, Asterales, Asteraceae. The record is from the annotation of a GenBank genome assembly.